GAAACUCCGCCCCUUGGCUGCUGCCCCCGUGGUCCAGCCCCAAAUGUAAAUAAGCCGAGCGUAGCGUCCCGGGAGCGCCGCCCCUGCACGGGCCCCUACGCCUGCGCGGUGGAGGAGGCUCGCCGGGGGCGGGCGAAGUCGAGGCUCCGCCUUUCGCGGGGUCCCGCGGGGGCCCUUAGCGCCAGGCCCCGCCUCCUGCCGAGGCUCGGGCCUGGGGGCGGAGCGAUUGUGGCCUCUGGUAUGGGCAUGCAGUUGGCUGGGCUGCGUCUUCUAGGUGGCAGGGCGGGCUCAGCUCUCGUCCGGGCGACUGCCAUCGGGUCGGCUGCAUCGGCGGCGGCGAGAGCAGGAGGGUAUCGGCGACGAGGAGGGGAGUGGACGCUCGGAGGGGCCUGCGGUUUCAGAAGCGCCGCCCCAGCUAUGGCCCCAAUCAAGGUAGGAGAGGCCAUCCCUUCUGUGGAGGUUUUCGAAGGGGAACCUGGGAACAAGGUGAACCUGGCAGAGCUGUUCAAGGGCAAGAAGGGAGUGCUGUUUGGAGUCCCUGGGGCCUUUACCCCUGGCUGUUCCAAGACCCACCUGCCAGGAUUUGUGGAGCAGGCUGAGGCUCUGAAGGCCAAAGGGGUCCAGGUGAUAGCCUGCCUGAGCGUUAAUGAUGUCUUUGUCACCAAAGAGUGGGGACGAGCUCACAACUCUGGAGGCAAGGUUAGGCUCUUGGCUGACCCCACAGGGGCCUUUGGGAAGGAGACAGGUUUGUUACUAGAUGAUUCUCUGGUGUCUCUCUUUGGAAACCGACGGCUCAAGAGGUUCUCCAUGGUGGUAGAGGAUGGCGUAGUGAAGUCCUUGAAUGUGGAACCGGAUGGUACAGGCCUCACCUGCAGCCUGGCCUCCAACAUCAUCUCGCAGCUCUGAGACCCUGGGCCCAGACAUACUCUUUCUCCCCUUCCCAGUCUCACCUGCGCAGCCCCGGACAGAGGGCUCCAGUCCAAACCCAAGAGGGGCCAGUUCCCGGAUGGGAACUUGGACCAAAGUUCUGCAAUAAACAUUUCUGGUUCACCUUUA
Messenger RNA from Panthera uncia (snow leopard), 1056 nucleotides. It is a transcript of the gene PRDX5, whose product is annotated as peroxiredoxin 5. Gene Ontology annotation, biological process: hydrogen peroxide catabolic process; cellular response to oxidative stress; cell redox homeostasis. The transcript is spliced from 6 exons. The record is from RefSeq and is a predicted model, not a curated record. Gene Ontology annotation, molecular function: thioredoxin peroxidase activity. Gene Ontology annotation, cellular component: cytoplasm; peroxisome; mitochondrion. Bases 241 to 906 code for a protein of 221 amino acids. NCBI's taxonomy places the organism in Eukaryota, Metazoa, Chordata, Mammalia, Carnivora, Felidae.